AUGGAGAAAACAGCUUCUAUACCACAACAGUCGGCUGUCGUUUCGACCACACCACCGACAGAUGAAUCUGCAGACGACUCAAUCGAGUUUACGAUUCGAGCACCUUUCGAUGACUUCCCAGACGGCGGACGCGACGCAUGGCUCUGCGUUUUUGGAGGCUUCUUGGCCAUGUUCUGCUGUUUUGGUCUUUUGAACUGUGCUGGUGUCUUCCUCGAAUAUUAUGUUCAAGGCCCCCUUGCUGCAGCCGGUCCUAGCAAUGCUAGUUGGAUCACCAGUAUCCAGAUCGCUAUACAAACCGGUAGUGCUAUAUUGUGGGGACGACUUUUCGACGCCUACGGGCCCCGGAGACUUAUUUUUAUUGGUUCUAUAGUCUAUUGUUUCGGCCUCAUGAUGCUAUCUCUGUCGACCCAUUACUACCAGUUCUUCCUCUCCCAGUCGAUCGUGGCCGCUGCAGCCUCCGGAGCAAUAUUCAACGCAUCCAUGUCAUCUGUCGCAACAUGGUUUUUCAAGAGACGGGCUGCUGCAUUUGGCAUUAUGAAUGCUGGCUCGUCUCUCGGCGGCGUUUGCCUGCCGAUUAUGAUGAACCAUCUCUUCCGACAAAUAGGGUUCCCGUGGACUAUUCGCGUACUUGGAUUUCUAUUCCUCGCAAUGUGCGGCGUCGCUUCCAUGACCAUUAAAUCGAGAUUGCCCCCGCGACGCACACCCUUUCUUCUGAACGACUAUAUACGGCCUUUCCAGGAUCUACCUAUGGUACUUACUAUGCUCGGCGGCUUUUUCUUUUUUUGGGGAAUGUUUCUGCCUCUUAGUUACAUCAUUCUCCAAGGCCAGAGCGCAGGCAUGUCAACUACACUUGCUGAAUAUCUACUACCAAUUCUGAAUGCCGUGAGCAUUGUCGGUCGUGUUGUAUCAGGAUUUGCAGCAGAUAGGAUUGGCCGCUAUAAUGCAAUCAUCCUUGUUGCCUUUUUAUCAGGCGCAUUCACGAUUGCUUUGUGGAUUCCUGCAAAGACCUCGGCAACGAUUAUUGCAUAUGGUGUUCUCUUUGGCUUUGCCUCGGGAGGGUUUAUCCCACUUGUCCCGUCUUGCAUUGCGCAAAUCUCAGAUAUCAAGGAAAUCGGCACGCGGACGGGAACGGCGUCAUUUCUACAAGCCUUUGGUGCACUGUCUGGAUCGCCAAUCGGUGGUGCGCUUAUUGAUCAAAUGCACGGAAGUUAUCUAGGGCUACAACUCUUUUGUGGCCUUUCCAUGCUGGUAAGCGUUUUAUUCUAUGGCGCUGCAAGAUAUGUUCAAGCGGGCUUUCGAGUAGAGCGGGUCUGA
This is a messenger RNA of Pestalotiopsis fici W106-1, 1314 nucleotides long. RefSeq lists its product as uncharacterized. The transcript has 3 exons. Gene Ontology annotation, biological process: transmembrane transport. Gene Ontology annotation, molecular function: transmembrane transporter activity. Bases 1 to 1314 code for a protein of 437 amino acids. Gene Ontology annotation, cellular component: fungal-type vacuole membrane. The record is from RefSeq and is a predicted model, not a curated record. NCBI's taxonomy places the organism in Eukaryota, Fungi, Ascomycota, Sordariomycetes, Amphisphaeriales, Sporocadaceae.